AUGAAUCGGCGUCUAUCGAAAGCCAAUUCGAUCACAACCUAUGAUACAGCUACCUUAUGGCGUGCAUUAGAAGCAUCAUCUGCCAAUCAACAAAAUCCGACUACACGUCGAUGGCAACGGGCAGCAAGUCGACUGUUACGGCAGCACACCAUUACAACAAUGUCUCCGCAACAAGAUCAUCUAUCAUCAUCUCUGUCAGGAACUAACAUAGGAAUUGCAGGAAAUGAUGUCAGUGAUUCCAAUAAUGAACGACCCGAGAGCAAUCUCGCAUUUGUUCGUCGUAAAUGCGAUGAAUGGUUAACACAUGGCCUACCCAAACUAGCUCAGUUACAAAACCAUCAAUUGCAAAUUGAUGAACGUGAUUUGAAGAUCGAAAAAGAAUGGCAACCAUUUUUAAAUGAACAAGCAAAAUCAUUCAUGUCGGAAUCGAUCAAACUUCAACAAGAAGCCAUCUACGAAAUGCUUUCAACUGAAGUCUCCUAUAUACGUCAGAUUUUAACCAUGACCGACAUAUUUAUGACAAGUGUAAUGAUACUAAAAUCAUCUCAACGUGAUGGACUGCUAAAUGAUAUCGAUAUGGAAAAAUUAUUUUCGAAUAUUCAAGACGUCUUGAAAGCCAAUCUGACAUUUUGGAAAGAGAUUUUAUUGCCCAUCAAACUAAAACUUGAACAAACAGGCUGUGCAAUGAAUCCGUCACAUUUGAAACAAGGAUUUCUCAAAUUUGAUAUUUAUUUUCAAUCAUAUCUUCAUUAUGUACUUGAUCAAAAAGCAAGUGCCGAAUAUUUCAAGCAAAAACUUGCUAAAGAUGAUCUUUUUCAGUAUCUAAUUACUUGGAUCGAAGCUAACUUUACAAACCGUUUGUCAUUUCCGGAUCUGACGAUUAAACCGUUGCAAAGACUUACACAAUAUAAAUUAUUGCUGGAAGCAAUACAGAAACGAACACAAGAUAAUCAACAACGAAAUGAUCUACAUGAAAUGAUUCAAAAUGUGGCAAAUUUCGUCAAUCGAGUCAAUUCAAAAUUGCACAGUCAGGAACAAGAAGAACGUGUACGUCAGAUAAGUGAUCGGAUUGGUCCAUAUGAAUAUGUAUCAGCGCCGCCUGAAAUCACUUCCAUACUCCAAGAAUACUAUCGUGAUUCAUGUUCUCAUCGAUUGGAUCUUCUUCGUGAUAUGCCAUUGUACGUACGAGGCUAUCGUCGUCAGAUCAUUCAGCAAGGACCGAUGAAAAUGAAAGAUGCAAAGAAUAGUCAAGAUGUUUAUUGUUAUUUAUUCACUGAUAUGUUUCUUAUAACAAAAGGUGGAAAACGAGGUGGAACGUUGAAUUCGUCAUCGUCGACAGCAUCGACGUUAUCAUCGAUGAAUAAUGAUGGACAAUCGAAUCGGGGAGCAUCGGCGAUAUCGAAUAAGAUUCUUAAACCACCCAUACGAAUCGAUCGUAUCGAUGUCCGAGAAUACGAUCGGCGGGGUAGCAACAACGAACCGAACACCGCAUCCUUUGUUAUUCUGGUUUUUUCGGAAUAUAAUUUAAUUGAAUGUGGAUAUUUAUUUCAAACAAAUCUAAGUAAACAAUGGAUGGAAAAUAUCCGAUCAACAAAGUCCAAUUUUCAAUUACUAAUGGAAGAAUCGAAAAUGAAACUGCAACACGCACAUAAUCAUUCGAUUAUUAAUUCAAAUCCAUCGUCAUCGACGAUCUCAAUAACAACAUCCAAUUCGAUUCCAUCUACUAUACAUCACUCAUUACCGAGUCUAUCAUCAACAUCAGAAAUAUCAUUAGACCUAGGGGCAUCAGCGAAGCAUGACGUUGUAUCACUGGAUAGUUCAUCUAUGGAAGAAUCACCUACGAAUAAUAUGACCGAAUCGGAUCGGCGUUCAUCGAAAAUCGAAUCCGAUGUAUUCAAAACUGUGGAACAAACACGUCGAAAUUCACGUACGGAUCAUAAGAACUAUGGUCGAUAUUUCACAGCUGAUGGUACAGGUACACACGUUCCAAAUCCCUCUUCAUCAUCUUCUUCUUCGUCAUCAAUAAAUCCAUCAUCAAUGAAAUCAACAGCAUCAACAGCCAUUAUAAAACGAAUGUCUUGGAAUAACGAACCGGUUAAAGCGAACGAUUCACCAACGAUUCCAACAAAUGAAUUGAGCAAUACCAAUUCGUUUCGCAGUGUUUAUAGUUCAAGUGGUGUGAGUUCCACCGGCUCAUUCUUAUCUAGCGCCGAUGAAGAAUCAUUAGUAAUAACAACAUCAUCGUCCAUACCAGCUAUUGUACCAUCCGUAACUAAUAAAAUCGAUGACAUAACAGAUGAACUCGAUGAAAUCGAUGGGAAAAGUUCAUCAUCAACUGUGAUUGGCACAGAUGAUUAUGAACAUUUAUCAAAUCCCAUAUCAUCGCAUCGACAAAACAUCUUAUUAACAGAAAAUCCAGUUGAUUUAAUUAAUAGUGAUCUGAUUGAUCGACCGAAUAGUCCACAGCUCGUCAGUAGAUUGUCAUCAUCAAGUACGAAUACAAUCACAUCAUCCAACGAAGCCACAACACCAAAUAACACUCAGGUAUCAUCGCCAGAAUCAGCGUUGCGCCGAACACCAUUUCCAAGUGUAAAGAAACGUCAUCCAGGUCAUACUCAUCAUCGAAGUGGGUUUGGACAUCAACAUCAUCAUCACGAACAAGAUCAACAACGACCGUUUCGUCGUCAUCGAAUCUUCGAUGAAAAUGAUCUUCGAGCGUCAACACACACAGUUGUCUACGAUUCCUCAAAAGUCAACAACACUUCAUCAAUGUCAAUUCCUAUUCGUCGAACAGUGGUAUCAACAUCUGAUGACCAUAAUAAUACCAUAUCAUCUUCACUUACUGGCAGUGGCAAUGAAAGUGAUUACGAUAACAAUCAAUCGAGUAACGAUUAUACCAAUGUCUCUAUAUAUGGAUCAUCAUCAUCACGAACGAAUCGAAUACCGGUGACCGAUUUUAGCCAAUCUGAUGAAUUAACACGUACCGAUGAUCUUCUCUUGGGUGAUCAAAAUGAAAUUGUCCUCAACAAUGAUGAGUCAACAGAAGCACAUGUUGAUCUAUCAGAUGAACCUGAUGAUGAAACUGGAAUAUCUCGUCAAUCAAAGAUUACUAUGACUAAUAACAAUAAUCCCCAGUCAGAUAAUCCAACAAUAUCUAUUCAAUCGACAUCAAACCAUCAGAUUCCAACAAAAUUUGACGAUAAUGCACCAACAAAUAUCAUCGAUUAUCGAAAAGAUCCUGUGACAGCUAGAAAGUUAUUCGACAUUCGCAGCCAUCUCCUACUAAAUACAACACUUGAUGCGACAGAAGUGUAA
This is a messenger RNA of Adineta ricciae, 3315 nucleotides long. The record is from the annotation of a GenBank genome assembly. NCBI's taxonomy places the organism in Eukaryota, Metazoa, Rotifera, Eurotatoria, Adinetida, Adinetidae.